Messenger RNA from Sclerotinia borealis F-4128, 1203 nucleotides. The record is from the annotation of a GenBank genome assembly. NCBI's taxonomy places the organism in Eukaryota, Fungi, Ascomycota, Leotiomycetes, Helotiales, Sclerotiniaceae.
AUGACCGCCCAUCAGCUACGUCAAGAACGACCAUUCUUUUGGUUAUGUAUCAUGACAAUGUCAUCAAUGGUCAUUUAUCGACAAGUCACACUUGGCAAAGUAAUUCGAGAAAUAGCAGCACGUGAACUUGUUGUCGAGGGAAAGAGGAAUUUAGACUUAUUGCUAGGCUUGUAUCAAAUACUUACUGCACCAUUCAUGACGUUGUUCACUCAUCUCAUUAUCACACUCGUACUUGAUUUGGAACUCCACAAACCUACCAUCGUAGAAGCAUCUCAUAUCUUGGGCGUGGAACAUGAAACUCGUCACCACGACAUGAUGGAGGUACCAGUGAAUCGAACCAUGGAACAUCGUCGUCUAGCUAUAGCUUGUUAUUACUUGACCUCAACUCUUUCAACCUCCCAGAAGAGAUUAGAGAGCGUAGUCUGGUGUCCUUAUUUUGACUUAUGUCUAUCAAAAGUAGAAGAAAGAAAAGAUCAAUCCGAUGACCUUCUUGUGAAUCAGAUCCGACUACAACGCGUUGUCCAUAAAACAGCAGAAGCAUAUAUACAACAAAUCCGUGAUGGCACGCCAAGAGCGUUGAAUCUUCAAAUCUUCGGCGCAGAAGUGAUGAUCUACGAACUCGCUGUCUAUCUUCCCAACUCCUCGGAAUCUAUAUCUAUAGAUUCCUCACUUUCUCGAAUAGAAUGUCUCCAUCACUGUCUUAAUUCCAUCAAAUCAUGGUUUGACGUUCUCCUCAACUCAUCAGCUUCAAAUGUCAUACGAUUACCUCUUCCAGUAUGGAAACAAUUCGGAGGCGUUUUCUUUCCUUUAUACCGUCUCACGGUGUUAAAAGAUCUGGCUUGGGAUACUGAUAUGGUCAGGAGAACUCGUUCACCUGGACGAAUCUUAGAUCUAUUGGGACAAAAUUCAAGGAAAGUAGAAGUCGAGGUCGCAUGGGGAAAAGAUAGUAGUAAUUCCGAGAGCAUCUUCACUUGUUCAGAAAAGGUUAUGAAGCUAAUUAAGCAAUGGGUUGAGCGUCUAGCAGGAUUCAAUGCGCCAAAUACUAAUAUUUCUAAUCCUAUUGAUAACUUCCAGGAUAAACAACAACAGGCAAUAUCGGAAACAAAUCAAAUAGCUUCUAUGUCAGCUUUCAUGCCAAUGGAGAUGGAAGACAUUUGGUCACAGGAUUUUAUGGGACUGUGGGAUAUAUAUCCCAACUCUUGA